Molecule: messenger RNA, 1550 nt
Organism: Cuscuta europaea
Lineage: Eukaryota; Viridiplantae; Streptophyta; Magnoliopsida; Solanales; Convolvulaceae
Source: the annotation of a GenBank genome assembly
UUCAGGCCGAACUCUCUUCUCAACCACAUUUUUCUUUACCAAGUUUAUUUAAAAACAAAUCAAUCCUCCCGGAGAUAUGGAAAACGUCGAAUUUGAUGUGAUAGUCAUCGGAGCAGGAAUAAUGGGGAGCUGCGCGGCUUAUCAAGCUGCCAAACGCGGCCUAAGGACUCUUCUCCUGGAGCAAUUUGACUUCCUCCACCACCGCGGCUCCUCCCACGGCGAGUCCCGAACCACCCGCGCCACCUACCCGGAAGAAUAUUAUACUAAAAUGGUCUUAGCCGCCGAACCCCUUUGGCGCGAAGCCGAAGCCGAAAUUGGCUACAGUGUCUGCUUCCGGACUCCACAGCUGGAUAUGGGCCCUGCCGACGACAAGGCGCUGCAAGCCGUCGUCUCCUCCUGCCGGAGUACAUCCGUUCCGGUCCGAGUUUUGGAUCCAAAACAGGUCGAUGAACAUUUCGAUGGUCGUGUUAAGUUGCCGGAGGAUUGGGUCGGCGUCGUGACUGAGUUCGGCGGCGUUAUUAAGCCGACCAAAGCCGUUUCCAUGUUCCAAUCCCUGGCCGUUAAACACGGCGCGACUCUGAGAGACCACGUGGAAGUUAACGGCGUGGAAAGAGAUGAUCGGACGGGUGGCAUCUCCGUCAACGCAAAAAGCGGGGAUAAGUUCCUCGGCAAAAAAUGCGUAGUCACCGUCGGCGCGUGGGCGCAAAAAUUAGUGAAAACCGUCACCGACGGCCGCGUGGUGCUUCCGAUUCAGCCAGUAGAGACGAGCGUUUCCUACUGGAGGAUCAAAUCCGGCCACGAAGAUGAGUUCACCAUCGGAUCCGGCUUCCCUUCCUUCGCAAGCUACGGCUCUCCGUACAUGUACGGAACGCCGUCCUUUGAGUUCCCCGGACUGCUGAAGGUUGGUUGGCACGGCGGACGCGAAUGUGAGCCGGAACACCGCACCUUUGCGCCGUCGGCCAGUGCUUUGAGCUCACUGAAACAAUGGAUAGAGGGACGAUUCGGGGGAAAGGUGGACUCGUCGGCGCCGGUAAUGUCGCAGUCGUGUAUGUAUUCAAUGACGCCGGACGAGGACUACGUAAUUGACUUCCUGGGCGGGAAGUUCGGCAAGGAUGUCGUGGUGGCCGGUGGGUUCUCCGGCCACGGGUUCAAAAUGGGGCCGUUGAUAGGCCAGAUUCUGGCGGAUCUUGUGUGGAAGGGAUCUUCGGAUAGCUCACCUGACCUGGAUCCUUUCAGGAUUGAUCGGUUUAAGGAAAAUGGUAAGGGAAACUUGAAAGAUUUUGACCAUCAAGUAAAGAUCUAAUGCAAGUAGAGUUUCCAAGUAUCUUCAAAUAAACGUGAGAUUUUCAAGAAUAUUACUAAAAUAAAACAUAUUUACAUAAAUAUAUUUAUGACUAUUCAUUACUUCAAUGUGGUGUUGUGCUAAUCUAAGAUCAAAACUUGAAUAUGAAUUACUAUGAUUUCAUUACUACUCUAAUCAUUAGUCAUAUUUUGUAAAUCAUAUUUAUUUUGGUUAUAGUUAUGUAAUUAUUUCAAUAAACAUAUACUCC